UUAUACACUCUCACUCCCAAGAUGGCAUAUGAAGUUUUUCGUCAGAGAAGAAAAGUUUCUUGCAAGAAUGUUAUUUAAUUUGCAAGGUAAUCAACCGAUACAAACAUCGACAAUACAGGAUAAUUCUGGAAUACAUGCAAGAAACUUUUUGCACCUGAAAAACACUUCUGAGUUCAGUUUCCCUAGUUUUUCCUUUUUCGCAAUUCAAAAUAUAAAAAAUGGCAGACGACGCCGGCCAUAAGGCUAUGUUGUAUUUCCUGGAGAUUCUCAUGAACAGCCCUGCACCUCUAACCAUUAGUCAGUUGGCAGGGCGGUUCGGGAGCAGGAAUUUCACUUCAGAAAUGAGACAAGCCGCAGGAGGAAAUGAAACUGGACUUAAGAAAUUUCUUCAGAAGUAUCCCUCUCUCUUCACUGUGAAUGGAAACUUGGUGUGCCUAAAUGACGGAACUGCCUCACUUGGGAGUAACUUUCGUGAAAGCAGUCCAGCUUCAUCUACAGGUCUUCCAGAAGUUUCGGUGGAGACAGAAGCCGUCCAGUAUUUCAGAGGUAAAAUGCUUAAAAAAGGCGAGAAGUGGAUGCCCAUUAAUAGUUUGGCUGGACAUUUGUCCCAAGCUAGUGUGGAAAUUCGUGAGUGUGUUGGGCCACAGAGUGAGUUCAGAGACUGGCUUUUAAGUCACCCUCUUAUUUUCGAUAUUGACGGAGAGAAUGUCAGUUUGAAGGACAAUAUCACAUAUAGUGCAAUUAAUCCAAAUGCAGAAGCCAUUGAAGAUGUUGAACUAAAGUCCAGGUACAACAAAGUGGAGAAAGAACAGUUUCCUCCACCACUGACCCCAAAAAACAAACGUAGACCCAAGUCACUGGACAUGCUUGAACCGAGAUCUCCUCUGAUGUCCCCAAGGUCUCCGAUGGUGUAUAAGAAUCUUCCCACACCCAGAUCUGGACCUGCUACAAUGACAGCCAAUGAGUACAAAGCAGUCAUGUUUAUUAAGAGUAUUAUUGAGAAGAAAGGGGACAUGAAGCUUGCUGCUCUCACUGGUCAUUUUAGCCAGGCUCCAGAAAGUUUGAGAAACACCAUUGGAUGGACAAAGAAUGAUCUGAGCAAAUUCCUUGCAGAUCAUGGUAAUAUAUUUACCAUUACUGAAGAUGAAGUUGUGUCUGUGAUCAAGAAUGCAAGGCUAAAUGUCAUUAUUACUGGUAGUCGGCCACAGGUCAGUCCUAAACCUGUUGUUACAGCUAGGAAAGGGCGGAUAUAUCAUAUUGCUAAGUUGUGGGGCAUUAUAGAUUUAGGUCGUCAUGAACAUGUCUUUAUUGACAGAAACAUAUUUGGAAAGCAUAUUGAUGAUUUAAACAAGCUUUUAACUGUUGGGGAGAUGGUUUGUUUUGAUGCUAUACCAGCUCCCAAAGGCAGUCGAGCUAGAUGGAGGGCCACAAAGGUUUGGAAAGAGAAUGAGUCCAUUGAGGAUUUGAUAGAAAAGGUGGCAACACGUCUUCAACUGCCAAUAGAUGGUGUUCCAUACAAGGAACCUCCCAGUCCAAUCGCAAAUAUCGAUGAAGAAAUGCGCAGGAUCAUUCCCGAGUUGAACGAUAGCAGUAUUACAGCAGUUCCUAUCAGUGUCGGUGGAAUCAAGUACGCCUUUGCUGAUGCCGUGCCUAGUGGAACAGGGGUUGUACCGGUGUGGAACUUCAAGCAUGCAGAAUUAGAAGGCAUGAAAGACGUGGAUGAUUUGGAUCUAAGUGAUGAAAACGAAUCUCCAAAUCUGUCCAUGGUAGCUGAGAGGUAUUAUAUGAAUAGAUCUGUUUUGGGCGACAGUCCAAGAGAUGAGAAGACACUGUCCAAUGGACAUAUCGACGAAUCUGUAUUGGUUCUUGCUAAUGAUGAAAACCCCCAGGAAGCAUCCCCCAAGACAAAGACUGCUGAUGUAGGCUGUCAGACAAUUGUUACGGGGGAAGUUCUUGCCACUCAGCUUUUUCAUGAAGAAUUUUAAGCACGGUCGUUUGUGUCCUUAUAAGCAUCCCUCAAUGAGAUUUGCCUUUUCACUGGAAUUGGUUUCUGAUUGCAAAUGUGCAUAUUGUGGUUUUUUUGUGCAAUGGAUAUUUUCGAGCAUGCAAGUUUUUAAUGGUGAACACUCAAGAUUUGUUGCCAGAAUAUUGUAGUGGUUUGGUUAUCAUUGUUAUUUAUUAAUUUAAAAAAGAUUUAACAUACAAUCUGCAUGUAUUUUUGUUUUAUUAGUGUAUGUGAAUUAUUUUAUACUAUUGUUUAUCUAAUACUACAUCUUUUUUCACAACUGAUUUGUAUUUUAAUUGCUGAUCCAAAUGGGCACAUUUUUAUUUAUAUUGUUACCUGUGUUGGUGUAUAUAUUCAUGUAUGACCAAUUCUGAUAGAUUGUUAAUUGAGAAACUCUACAAAUUCAGAAAAAGUAUGUACAAACAGAUAUUUCACAUAUACACAGUCCAAGUUCCAAUAGUAUUAGCUUUUAUCAGAAUGAAAAAUUUUACACCCCCACCCCCCCCCCCCACCCCAGAAACCCACAUUUAUGUAUAGUUUGUGCAUCCCAGACAAUGGAACAGUGACACAUCAUUAGGAUUGGUCUAAUUCUUUUUAUAUAAAAGCUGAGUAGAUGUUUAAUGAAACUUUGUUUGGUGCCAAGGAUUACAUUCUAAUUUCCAUUGUACAUCUGUGCCUUUAUCUUUUGCAUUCAAAGCAUUUUGAUGACAGAUGACUUUCCCAUCAACAUAACAGUUCCAAUGUCAGUGACUGUGAGUGUAGAGGAAACAAAACCAUUUUAUUUAGAGGGGUUUUUUUUUACUUCAAAGUAAUGAAUUUUAUUGUUAUAAAGAAAGAAGAAUACUGUGUUCAGGAAAAGUUUGUUCCUUGUUAUUUUUGUUAGAACACACUGAAAAACAGUUGUCAAAUUUUGAUUUUACCCAAAGGCAUUUUUUGCUACUUCAGAACAAUGAAAAAAUUAUAUUCUUCUAGUUUUAAAUUCACCUGCUUAGGACGUGCUGAAAUGGGUGAAAAUAAAUUGGGGACAAAAAUUUCACUGUAUACAGAAGAAAAUCAAUUUCGUGUAAUUUUUGGUUUAUGAAACAUAAUGAACCCCAAACCAUUUUAUAUAUCUAAUGUCAAACUUGGUUUAGCUAUUUACUUCUAAUAAUUGAAAAUGUUUAAAAUAAUCAGGCUCAUUACUAAUUAGAAUUUCAUUUUGCAACAUCUUGUGAUAUGUACAUCAUGAUGUCACAAUGCUUUUCAUUUAAUGGAGAAAAGUUAAAAACAAUUUUCAAAACCCUAAGAGAAUUACUGUUGGUUGUGGUACAAAUAUUGCUCUUUGGGAAAUUAUUGCAUAUCAGUGAUGCAUAUUUUGAACUGUAUGUUUGAUGUGUCUGCAGAAGUUCUGGAAAAUGUUCUUAUCAGUACAAACGAAUCAUAGACAUACUUCAUAUUUUAUAUUAGAGCUGACUGUGACAGAUAAUUGACUGUAUGAAUGAAGAGUUGACAUGGUCUGGUGCAGUAUAUAAUGAUAAUUAUAUAUUUUUGUGAUCAUAUAUUUAGUAUUAUGUUUAUUAUCUUUUCCCACAAGAUUGGAGUUCCUGUUUGCUAAUUAUGCACCAUUAAAAUCAGUCAUUAUUGGGAUCACUGUUAACGAACAUUUUAACUGAUAUGCAAUUUUAUAUGACUAUCACUGUGUGAUCAAUUUUUAGUGUCCACUUUACUUUACACCAAGUGUUAACUCUUUUUAAAAGAGGAGCAAUUGUAAUGACUAUAUUUAUAUUUUCUUUUCAAUUUUUCAUCUGUUUGAUGCAUUAUAUGAAGGAGUGUUGUUUUUACCUCUCUACACGUAGUUGAUCUACUUUGUUAAUGAUAGAAAAUGAAGUUUUGAUACCCUGAUUUUGUCAAGUCAUGGACUUUUAAUACGAGGAAAAAAAUCGAAAGAUGGUGAUUUGCAGAAUGUGGGAAAAUAUUGAUAAAUCUUGAUAGUAUACUGUAUUCUAAAAAGAUUGUAUGAAUUUGUCAUUUGACACUGCCAUUGAAAGCAUUCACUAUUUUAUUAUUUUGUAAUUGUGUUCUAAGCUAUUGUUAACCUUUUUUUUUUACUUUAAUAAUUGAUUCUUAUCAGGAAUUAAAAAAAAAUGUUAAGUUGAUUUUUAUCCAUGUGCAUCUCUGUCCUUACAUUGAAGUGGAAACCACAGCCUUAAAACUCAUUUAGCUGUACAAUAAUUGCAUCAACAAAGUAAAUUGAUGGACAUUAGAUUUUGUAAUAGGAUCUGAUAUUGUACCUUGGUUAAAUGAGUUCAGAGGCCUGCGAGCUUCCUCACUGUAAUCUAGUCACCCCUGGUAACAGAGGGAAAGUUUCGAAAGAAGACUGGAUUUUUUUUGAUUUUUUCGAGAGGCCUUCUAAUCUGUCUUCUUUGAAAACCAUUGUUUUAACGAAGGCUUAUGUGAUAUUCAAAAUACAGCAUAAUUCAGUGCUUGACAACCUUGUGUUACCGUCAAAUAUUUUAAUUGUUAAAAUGAAAAAAAAAGUUGAUUAGUUCGUUAACAACAACAAAUAUUUCAUAAGUAGAUAAUUAGAAAAAGAUGUGACUGAUUAAUGUUAACUAAUUUAUCAAAUUGUAUAUUACGUGUACCAUAUAUUGGUAUACACAAUUUGUAUGAUCAUGCUUUGAAUUAUAUAAUAGUAGACUCUGUAAAUUUAUAACAUAAUUCCUGAAGUGUAAGAAUCGGUUAUAAUCAAGAUUGACUUUGUAAAUCAUAUCUUUUUGUGGGGGUUAUAUUUUCAUGGUUUUAAAGAAUAUUGAAUAUUCAUCUCCCUCGAAAAAUUUUAUGUUUUACAGUAUUUAACAUUAAUCAAUAUCCUUGUAUUUCAGCUACCUCAUAUCGGUAAUAUGAAAAUAUAUCAACCAAAGUUAGCAUAUGAUGUAAUCUGUGUAGCCAGGGUAUUUAAUAACAGUAUGAAUAUGUCUUACUACAUGUAGUUAUGUUUACAUAACUGUAAACUAAUGACCAAAAGAAGGAAAAAAACAUGGGCGAGGGGUAUUUUACGAAAAAGGAUAUUUUAUUAUCAGAAACUCUGGUGUGAAUGACUCGUAAAUUUAAGCCAUUCUUCUUUCUUUUUCUGUACAAAACCACUACUUUGGUCAAAACCAACAUUUUAUGUACAUACUGUGUUUUAACAUAUUCAACUGCAAGCAUUGAAUUAAAAAGUACAAACAUGA
Molecule: messenger RNA, 5214 nt
Organism: Ostrea edulis (European flat oyster)
Lineage: Eukaryota; Metazoa; Mollusca; Bivalvia; Ostreida; Ostreidae
Exons: 3
Coding region: 219-1985 (588 amino acids)
Source: RefSeq, a predicted model, not a curated record